UACACAGAAUGGAAGGCUGGAGCUAAAAAUCUUAAAACCCAACUAGGGGAUCAGUCCAUUUUGCUUUGAAUUGAAACUGACACAGUGAAAGCAAUCCUGUUGGCCAUGUCUCUAAUAAUUGCACCGGCCGGGGGAAAAGGAAGCAACUUGUUGAGAAUUUCUACUUGCAGCUAAGCCCAAGAGCACCAGUCUACUCAAGCCUUCUUCCAAAUUGCAUCUGAGCUCUCUGAAGACAAAGAUGGAUACUAUAACUACAACGACUUUUCUUACAUCCAACGCGGGCCAAGAGGGUGCUGCGCUAUUACCAACUGCCAAGGAACCUGUUGCAGCGCCAAUUUUGAACAUUACUUCUCUGAAUGCGACGAAUUGCAGCGUACCGGUUCGAGUAGAAUGGCUCGUCAGAACGGAAAUUGGCGUCCUCGGUGCUGUGUUUUUUAUGGCCAUAUUUGGGAAUGUGUGCGUUCUGGUGGCGCUGUACCUGUACAAGAAGAAACUCUCUCGCAUGCAUUACUUUAUCAUGCAUCUGAGUAUUUCUGAUCUCUUGGUGGCCGUGUGGAACAUACUGCCCCAAUUGGCGACGGACAUUACAUUCAGGUUCCAAGUCAGUAAUGACGGCCUUUGUCGAAUUGUCAAGUACUUUCAAGUGUUUGUGCUAUAUUUGUCGUGUUACGUCUUGGUGAUGACAGGGGUGGACAGAUACUACGCCAUUUGCCAUCCUCUGUCGAACUACGCUUGGAGCACAAGAAAGGUUAACACUAUGAUAGGCAUUGCGUGGGGACUGGCGGCUUUAGUCAGUGCUCCACAAUUAGCCCUGUUCAGUUAUAGGGAGGUCUCCCCGUAUGGUUGUGGAAUAUACGACUGUACUCACAUCUACGAAUUUCUCCCACCAUGGGUGCUAAAGGCGUACAUAACCACAUUUGCCAUUCUACUCUUUUUUAUCCCCUUGGUUAUUCUGAUAUUUGUAUACGGACGUAUUUGCUGGGAGGUAUGGGGCAACCCUUCAGGAAGACUCAGCACCGGCAGCAGGAACUCUGGCACUGCAGCUGUGACAUUUAAUUGUCCUUCUUCGAUUCCUUCGGGGAAUGAGGAUGAUGAUACAACCACCCCUAGAGCACACGGCAGAACGAGGCUAUCUCGGGCCAAGGUCAAAACGAUUAAAUUAACUUUUACCAUUAUCAUCGCCUAUGUUGCCUGCUGGACACCAUUUUUUGUAAUUCAGUUAUGGUGGUUGUAUGAUGAAACAGCGCCUGAGGGAGAUGCUGCUUUCGUGGUAAUCAUCCUAUUAGCUAGCUUGAACAGCUGCUGCAAUCCAUGGAUUUAUUUGAUAUUUAAUAGUAAUCUUAUUCGACAAAUCCUGCCUUGUCCGUCGAAAAGCUCCCAGCGCGCGAGCUCUCACAACUGCAACCGAACCGCCGCUGACGCGGGCUUUCACCCGCUGCCUACUUCAAGUUACGGGCAGUCUUCUCGGAGGACUCGCUUCGACAGUCGGUCGUCCAGUCUCACUUCAAUGUCAGUGCUGACAAAGACCAAAGUCGUCAUGGACACGGACAUCACUGGACUUAAACUGGGGGUCGCGAAAAAAAGCUCCAACAGCGUCUCUGGGGUGUGA
Lingula anatina is the source of this 1609-nucleotide messenger RNA. Its product is annotated as cephalotocin receptor 2-like. Gene Ontology annotation, molecular function: vasopressin receptor activity; peptide binding. Gene Ontology annotation, biological process: G protein-coupled receptor signaling pathway; cellular response to hormone stimulus. The record is from RefSeq and is a predicted model, not a curated record. NCBI's taxonomy places the organism in Eukaryota, Metazoa, Brachiopoda, Lingulata, Lingulida, Lingulidae. Gene Ontology annotation, cellular component: plasma membrane.